Patella vulgata (common limpet) is the source of this 2116-nucleotide messenger RNA. Its product is annotated as WD repeat-containing protein 46. The record is from RefSeq and is a predicted model, not a curated record. Gene Ontology annotation, biological process: maturation of SSU-rRNA from tricistronic rRNA transcript (SSU-rRNA, 5.8S rRNA, LSU-rRNA). Gene Ontology annotation, molecular function: protein binding. The coding region runs from base 99 to 2060 and encodes 653 amino acids. The transcript is spliced from 15 exons. Gene Ontology annotation, cellular component: small-subunit processome; nucleolus; 90S preribosome. Lineage: Eukaryota; Metazoa; Mollusca; Gastropoda; Patellidae.
CGGAAGUGGAUCACACGUGUUUUGCAGAAAACAUCAACAAACUUCAACUUGGCAAUUAUAUUUUUAUCGAUCACACUUCCAAAUAAAACAAAUUAACUAUGGAUAAGAGCAAAAGUAAAAAGUCAAAGACAUUUAAAUCGAAACCUAAGGCCAGUGGGAAGAAAUCAGUGCAGUAUGAAACAAGUGCUGAAGAUAAAUUUGGCAGCAGUCACAAAGGAAGACGUCAUCGGUUUUCUAUAUCUCAUAAAUACGUCAACCCAUUUCCAGAUAAUAAUAAGACUUCUACAGACAAUGAUCAAAUGGUACAGGAGUUUACUAUAAAUCUGGGACAACUAAGUGAGUCAAAGGUCAAGCAUCAUGUCAAUAACUGGUCUAAAAGAAAGAAAUGGCUACAAUCAGAUGAUAAACCUGGCAAACCUGAAUCAAAAACAAAAAAAAGGCGAAAACAGAAUGCAACAGAAUGGAGGAAAGAUAAAAAGAAUAAAGAUUAUCAAAUCAGUAGAGAACUAGAAGAUCCAUUUCCUGGAAAUGCACCGGUUGAUCCCAAAAAGCUAGAGAAAUAUAGAAGAACUGAUACGGAUGAACUGAAAGAAGCUAGAAUGUUGUCAGCUAAACCAGAGAUGAGACUUACUAAAGCUAAAACAGACUAUGCUGUAGAAUUAUCAGCUAGAUCAGAUUUUCUAUUACCAGAUAAUUCUGGUGGUAUAGAAGCUGAAGAAGGAGAAGAUACAGCUGAUUUAAAACAGUAUGACAUCAUAAAUGCUGUUGAUAUAACUAGUGCUUCUAAGUCUUUUGAUUUGAAACUACCCUUGUUUGGUCCAUAUCAUAUGAACUACAGUAGAAAUGGAAGAUUUCUGUUAUUGGGUGGAGGCAAAGGUCAUGUGGCAGCUAUUGAUUGGCAGACUAAAAAACUUAUGUGUGAAAUGAACGUGAUGGAGAGAACGCAUGAUGUAAAAUGGUUACAUAUAGAGACUAUGUUUGCUGUAGCACAGAAAGAAUGGACAUAUAUUUACGAUAAUCAAGGCAUUGAAUUACAUUGUUUAAAAGCUUUAAAUAAACCUCUACGAAUGGAGUUUCUACCUUACCACUUUCUACUGGCUACUGGUUCAUCUGAAGGGUUUUUAUCAUAUUUAGAUGUAUCUGUUGGUAAACUAGUAACUAGUACUAGAACAGGUUAUAACAGAUUAGAUGUUAUGUGUCAAAAUCCUAGUAACGCUGUUAUACAUUUUGGUCAUGCAGGAGGUACUGUUACAUUGUGGUCACCCAAUGUUAAAAAACCUCUAGCGAAGUUAUUAUGUCAUCAUAUGGGUGUGACAUCAGUAGCUGUAGAUAAUAGUGGAACCUAUAUGGCUACAUCUGGAAUGGAUAGGCAGUUAAUGUUAUGGGAUCUAAGAAAUUAUAAAUGUUUACAUAAAUACAGAAUACAAUCAGGAGCUGGCCAUUUAUCAUUCAGUCAAUCUGGUCAUCUAGCUGCAUCUAUGGGUAGUGUUGUUCAGGUAUACAGUGAUGCGUACAGACAGAAGAUUAAAUCCCCUUAUUUAAUACAUAGAUUAGACAGUUGUAUAUCAGGUUUACAGUAUUGUAAUUAUGAAGAUGUUUUAGGUGUGGGACAUAGUAAUGGUUUUAGUAGUCUACUAAUUCCAGGUGCUGGUGAAGCUAAUUUUGAUGGUUUUGAAGCUAAUCCUUACCAAACAAAGAAACAGAGACGUCAAGCAGAAGUUAAGAUGUUAUUAGAAAAGGUACAACCAGAAAUGAUUACUCUUGACAACACAGCUUUAUCAAAGGUUGAUACUGUUACCAUGGGAAGAGAUUUAGAAGAAAGAAACAAACUAAGGUAUUUGGAGGAAAAGAAGAUCAGUUAUACACCUAAAUAUAGAAUGAAGGGUAAGAGCAGUGGAUUAAAACGUGAGAAUCGUAAACAAGGUGUUAAAAACCGAGUGAUUAAAGAUGAUAUUAAGGAAAUAUUGAAAGAAAAAAGACGAGAUAAUCGUGAGAAGAAACUACUGAAUCAAAGAGGUCCAAAACAUGUUCUUGAUAGAUUUAAAAGAAAUAAAGAAUAAACUAGUUUUGUAUGGAUUAAAAUAUGUACAUAUACGAAUUAAAAUAUUGCAAAUCU